AGGGAAGGUGCUUUGGGGGAGAGAAGAAAAGAAAAUAGGAUCUGACGAAGUCUUUGGAGUAUGAACAGACUCACAUUUGCGGUUUUCCUGUUGGCACUGGGCUUUCUUCUCUGCGAAAGUGGUAACCCAUGUUGCUCAGAGCCAUGCCAGAACAGGGGUGUUUGCACAGCCCUAGGGUCAGAUAAUUAUGAGUGUGACUGCACACGCACAGGCUAUUACGGACAGAACUGCACAACACCUGAAUUUUUCACCUGGCUCAAAUUGUCACUGAAACCAUCACCCAACACCGUUCACUACCUUCUCACUCACUUUAAGGGCUUCUGGAACAUCAUCAACAACAUCUCAUUUCUCAGGGAUGCCAUCAUGAGAUAUGUGCUGACAUCCCGAUCCCACCUGAUUGAUAGCCCUCCAACUUUUAAUGCUGAUUAUGGUUACAAAAGCUGGGAAGCCUACUCCAACCUUUCCUACUAUACGCGCACCCUCCCCCCAGUGCCGGAGGAUUGCCCAACCCCAAUGGGAGUAGCAGGUAAAAAGGAGCUGCCUGAUGUUAAAGUUUUGGCUGAGAAGCUCCUAAUGAGGAGACAGUUUAUUCCAGACCCGCAGGGCACCAGCCUGAUGUUUGCAUUCUUCGCACAACACUUCACUCAUCAAUUCUUCAAAUCUGAUAUGAAGAAAGGACCUGCUUUCACCAAGGCUACAGGUCACGGGGUGGACCUCAACCACAUUUAUGGAGACAACCUGGAGAAGCAAUACAAGCUCAGGCUCUUCAAAGACGGCAAACUUAAAUAUCAGAUCCGGGAUGGAGAAAUAUACCCACCGACAGUAAAGGAUGUCGGUGUCGAAAUGCACUACCCUCCUCAUGUGCCAGAGUCUCAACGCUUCGCUGUCGGCCACGAGGCAUUCGGCCUGGUUCCUGGUCUGAUGAUGUACGCCACCAUCUGGCUCCGCGAACACAACCGGGUGUGUGACGUGCUGAAGGAGGUUCACCCCGACUGGGACGACGAAAGGCUCUUCCAGACCACAAGGCUCAUCCUGAUUGGUGAGACCAUCAAGAUUGUGAUUGAGGACUAUGUGCAGCACCUGAGUGGCUAUCACUUCAAGCUCAAGUUUGACCCCGAGUUGCUCUUCAACCAGCGCUUCCAGUACCAGAACCGCAUUGCAUCUGAGUUUAACACCCUGUACCACUGGCACCCACUGAUGCCCGACAGUUUCCACAUUGAGGAGACAGAUUACAGCUACAAACAGUUUGUCUUCAACACCUCUGUAGUGACUGAGCAUGGCAUCGGCAACCUGGUGGAGUCAUUUAGCAAGCAGAUUGCAGGACGGGUUGCUGGUGGUCGUAAUGUCCCAGGAGCUAUCAUGUAUGUGGUCAUUAAGUCCAUAGAGGGCAGCAGGAAAAUGCGUUACCAGUCUCUCAACGCCUACAGGAAGCGAUUCUCCAUGAAGCCCUACAACUCCUUUGAAGACCUGACGGGUGACAAAGAAAUGGCGGCAGUGCUGGAGGAGCUGUACGGCCACAUCGACGCCAUGGAGCUCUACCCGGGCUUGCUGGUGGAGAAACCCAGGGCCAACGCCAUCUUUGGAGAGACAAUGGUGGAGAUGGGGGCCCCUUUCUCUCUCAAGGGCUUAAUGGGAAACGCCAUCUGCUCUCCAGAGUACUGGAAACCCAGCACCUUCGGAGGCACCGUGGGCUUCAACAUCAUCAACACCGCCUCCCUGCAGAAGCUUGUCUGCAAUAAUGUGCGCGGGCCCUGUCCCGUAGCGUCCUUUCAUGUGCCUGACGUUAAAGAGACAGGGUCCAUGAUCAUCAACUCAAGCACGUCGCACUCUGGCGGCAGUGACAUCAACCCCACAGUCAUUUUGAAAGAAAGGACUACUGAGCUCUAAUUUUAAAUGAUUUUUAUUAGGACUUAUUUAUUUUUAUUUAUUUAUUUUUGUAUUUAUUGCCUUUUCUAUUUAUAGAUAAUCAUGAGAAUUUGCAAGAUGCAAUUAUUUUUUUACAUGUUUUGUACAAGUUUGCUGCCAGGAAACAAACUGUUUAUUUAUUGAAAAAUUCGUUGUAUUGUAAGUUAUUGUAACAGUAAGAACCUCUGUCACUGCAACUUGAUACUUGAAGGUUAGUUUACACUUGCGUAGUAGCGUACAUUACACUCCUUAUUUCUCCUCAAAGUAAAUGCUGCCUAUCCUUUUGUGCUCAUGUAGUUGUGUGACACAACACUGAUCUGCAGAGUUGUGCAGACAGCGAUACACAGUAUAGUAAUAACACUCAUAGUAAACUAAGUGACUGAUCUUGACUGUCUAGAUCUGAUUUACCAUAAAGUGCCUUCCUAUUUCAUUGUUUUCUUACUGAUUCCUUCCUACUUUAGUCUGUACGUUGGUUACGGCAAUUUGAAAUGAGAAUAACUUUGUAUAAGCUGCGCUGUUGUUUAGAAAUGCAUAGAAAUGGUGUCACUCGAUUGUAUCAGCGUGAACUAGCAAAGGUGUUGCCAGUUAUGCUCUCAGUGCCUUUUGACUUGCAAAUUUGACAUCAAUAAAUUUUGGCAAGAAAACGUA
Molecule: messenger RNA, 2553 nt
Organism: Acanthochromis polyacanthus (spiny chromis)
Lineage: Eukaryota; Metazoa; Chordata; Actinopteri; Pomacentridae
Gene: ptgs2b
Product: prostaglandin-endoperoxide synthase 2b
Exons: 10
Coding region: 61-1887 (608 amino acids)
Biological process (GO): response to oxidative stress; cyclooxygenase pathway
Cellular component (GO): neuron projection; cytoplasm
Molecular function (GO): heme binding; prostaglandin-endoperoxide synthase activity; peroxidase activity
Source: RefSeq, a predicted model, not a curated record